AAUACUCAACUUUUUUUUAUAUAACAUAAUAAUUUAACAUAAAAACUAACCCUUUAAAUGAACAUUCUAUAAGAACCUUACGGGAAUGUUGGCCAAAGAACAUUUCCUCAUAAAGGCAUUGUGUUUAACUUAAUUCAUAACAUGCCCAUAAUUCCAUCCGCCCAGAACAAAGCUACUUGCUAGGAACCCUUAACAAUGGCAUUUAUAAAAUAGUCUCUGUCUGUCUCUGCAGAACAGCAUAUGCCACUGUUGACUCAUGAUUUCAGAUUACGGGAACAUUAGGAUCCACCCGUGACCCGGAAACAUUUCAUUCUGUCUGAUAAAAAUACCAAAACUAUUUAGGCAGUUCAAUGUGUUUGAAAGACAUUUAAUUAUCACUCUAUGAUUUAAAAAACCAUAGAGUGAUAAUUCAAGAAAAAAUGUACGUCUUUAUCAGUAGAUGCAAUUUUUAAAAUGCAUUUUAAAUUGUACAUGAAAUCAGUUGCUGUGCACAAAACUAGACUUUCUGAACACUUGCAUAGCAGUCAGUUACGUUCGAACAUGCAUUCGAAUAAACAAUAAACUGAAAUAUGUUCUGCCUCGUUUUUAGGCUAUUAGGGCACAUUUUUUACCGUAAAGGAGUGGUGAUGUUAUUGUAUUGUAAUCAGUGGGAAGUGUGCCAUUGCUGUCAAUGUGUUUAUUUACAUCAGAGCAAUUUUGUGGGUGGAGUUUAAGGACAGUAGCUAUAUUAAUUAACUCAUAACUCAUGUGUUCAUUUUUGUGGUUCGGUAGCAAAACAAAACUUGAAAGAUGUUUAGAUGUAUUAUGUUUAUUGGAUUGGCUUUGCUGACCGAUAGAUCGGUACCAACAGCUGGAGGAACAUCCACAUCUCCAUCGACAAGCGUAACAGCACCCGACUCGACAUGUGUAAUAGCUACGGCGACAUCUGUAGCACAAUUGAGAAGAAAUCCUGCUCCGACAUGCAUUUUAGCUACAGCAACAUCAUCUGCAUCUCCCUCUGCAGUCACUGAACCGGCAUCAACGACUGAGCCGAGUUUGAGUUCAGUCGCGCUUACGUCUACCACGACGUUAACAUCUCCUCCUGCUUCUCAAACGACAUCUUCAACUCCACCAAGCCAGUCUACGACUUUGUCUCCAGACGCUGUCCCACAAACAUCUGCGUAUGCGGCUUUCCAACUGAGAUCCUCUGUUGAGCUUAGCAGUGAUGAAAUCAUUGCUCAUGUUGAAAAGUUUGUCGAGCACUUUCAAGCCAACUUUAGCGGGGCCGUAAAGAUUACUUUGAAGAAGUCGGAAAAACUGUUGGCGUAAGGUUACGUCAGGUUAUGUAACGUAUCUCCGUCGUCGAUCGCAUUCGUGAGGUUUUGGACUUCUCGCUCAAUGCCUUCUGUGAAGACACUUCAUAUUUUGACGUUCAGUGGUUCUGAAAAUGCAAUAAUAUAUUGAACAUGCAUGCAAAGUUUCCACAUGGGUUUUGACAUGUCCAAAAAAAGUUGUUCGUACCGUGCCCGGGUCAAUUUGACCCGCCUAUUUUUAAAAAAUAACAUUUUUUCUGUCUAUCUGAAAUACUAUUUAACUUUGUUGUUGUUGUUUGUCCCACUUUUUGUGCAUAGACAUAAAAAUGACUUUUGUGGCUACAAUUGUUCCCAAACUUAAAUACGUCAGAGCGCAAAAUUAGGAUUGGUGUCUUUUUAAAGAUAAAACCUCACCAAUUUAUAAGAGUAAAUAAGUGAUAGAAGUUUAAAUGUAUAAUAAUUUAAUAUGUAUCAUAUAAAUGUAAAUAUAUAGCAUAUUUUACAAAACAUAUUUACAACUAAAUCUUCAAGUAAAUCAAAGCCAUAUCAUUUGAGCAAAGUUGUGCACAAAAGUUUAGGUUGAUAUCUAAAAAAAAUUACUUUUGUGGAAAUAACGGCUAAAAACAUGAUAGAUUCAGAUAUUCGUUAUUUGACAUUUAUGAAAACUACCAAUAUUAGAUGUUUAUUGAUUGCACUUGACUGUAUGUUUGUUGGUUUUCUUAUAUUUUGUGACGUUAUGAAACCUGUUUUCGAACAGCAGACGAGGGUCAAUGUGAAAGAACCUUUAUCCAGAAGAAAAAAAUCCUUAAUAAAAGCUUUUUUUUUUUAAAAAA
Messenger RNA from Puntigrus tetrazona (Sumatra barb), 2125 nucleotides. RefSeq names its product integumentary mucin C.1-like. The record is from RefSeq and is a predicted model, not a curated record. Lineage: Eukaryota; Metazoa; Chordata; Actinopteri; Cypriniformes; Cyprinidae. The transcript is spliced from 4 exons. Bases 790 to 1308 code for a protein of 172 amino acids.